Camelina sativa (false flax) is the source of this 931-nucleotide messenger RNA. Lineage: Eukaryota; Viridiplantae; Streptophyta; Magnoliopsida; Brassicales; Brassicaceae. The record is from RefSeq and is a predicted model, not a curated record.
UGACCUGACUACCUCAGAAACAUCAAGCAAACAGUUUUAUGUCUUCAAAUUAGGUACUAGCACUUUCUUUUUUGAAUAUAGGUUCAUGUGGUGAUGUUCUCUGUUUCUUUCUUUUCUUUUUUGCUGUUUGUCGUUUGUGAAAGAAUAUGACAACCUAUGGCACUAUACCAUCCCAAGCAAAUGCCUCGUCGAGCUUGAGCUUAUUAGGACGAGCCAAAGAAUUGAUCUCGUUAGGACUUAGCUCUCAAAGGCCAUGGCUUGAACUUGUCCAAUGUAGUGCAUUUAGCCUUCCUUUGUCCUUUAGUGUAGCUACCGAACGAAUCAAAACCAACAUCAUGAUCUUUCGAACAAACUACAUAAUCAUCUUCAUUGUUUCUAUCUUCAUCAGCAUGCUCUGGCAACCGGUCCACCUUUCUGUCUUCUUUAUCUUGAUACUCGCAUGGAUAUAUGUCUACUCCCGGGAUAAUGAACCAUGGGUGAUAUUUGGCAAUGUGAUCGAUGAUUCUAAUUUGGUGCUGGUUUUGUUGGUCCUCACGAUCGGUAUAUUUCUAUUAACAGAUGUAUCUCGUGGUAUUAUGAUCGGGGUUAUGGCUGGUUUGCCUGUUGUUCUGGUCCAUGGCAUGUGUAGGAAUACAGAGAUGUUGUUCGUCUUGGAAGAUGAUGAAGAGAAGCUAACAACGAACACAGCAUCUUCGUCGCUUUCUUCUUCCUCUUAGUAAAUCGAAACAUAAGAUUUUAUGUUUUGGGUUUCGUGAAUGUGUCUACAUAGCCAUUGUGAAACAACGCAUAACCAACCAGUGGAGGCUGAUCAAUAUGAUGCAAAAAGAAGUUUAGCUCCUUUUGCCAUAAAAUUUUAAGGAUUUGCACGUUGAGAUGUAACGAUAUUAGUGUGAGACCUUACUGACACAAAUGAAUACUUUUCCUUCUUGAA